This is a messenger RNA of Paramecium tetraurelia, 971 nucleotides long. RefSeq lists its product as uncharacterized. Gene Ontology annotation, cellular component: cyclin-dependent protein kinase holoenzyme complex; cytoplasm; nucleus. Gene Ontology annotation, molecular function: cyclin binding; ATP binding; cyclin-dependent protein serine/threonine kinase activity. The transcript has 5 exons. Lineage: Eukaryota; Ciliophora; Oligohymenophorea; Peniculida; Parameciidae. Gene Ontology annotation, biological process: regulation of gene expression; signal transduction; protein phosphorylation. The record is from RefSeq and is a predicted model, not a curated record.
CACAAAAUUUCUAUGAUUUAAGAGUAGGUGACAAGAUGAGCACCAACAACAAUAAUAGACAAUUGGAAAGGUAUGAAAAAUUGGAGAAGAUUGGAGAGGGAACUUAUGGUGUAGUUUACAAGGCUCGUGAUUCAGUAACCAAAGAAUUAGUGGCUCUAAAGAAAAUCAAAUUAGAAAAUGAAGAUGAGGGAGUUCCCUCUACUGCUAUGAGAGAGAUUCUCAAUUUUGAAAGAACUUCAACCUCAUCCAAACAUUGUGGGUUUAAAAGAAUUUUCGAAUAUGUUGAAAUGGAUUUUAAAAAAUUCCUUGAUUAAAACAAACACAAUCUUACCCUUAGUCAAAUCAAACAUUUCACAUUCUAAAUCUUGAAUGGACUCAAUUAUUGUCAUUCCAGACGUAUCAUUCACAGAGAUCUUAAACCAUAAAAUAUUUUAAUCGACAAAUCAACUGGCAUCAUUAAGUUGGCUGACUUCGGUUUGGCAAGAGCAUUCGGAGUUCCAAUCAAAACUCUGACUCAUGAAGUAGAAACCUUAUGGUACAGAGCUCCCGAGAUCUUAUUAUCAUAAAAAUAGUAUUCUUUGGGAGUGGAUAUCUGGUCUGUGGGAUGUAUCCUCACAGAAAUGGUUGAAAAGCAUGGCCUAUUUUGCGGAGAUAGUGAAAUCGAUUAGAUCUUUAAGAUUUUCCAAUACCAUGGCACACCAACAGUUCAAGAUUGGCCAAACUUAGCAGAUUUACCAGAUUUCAAACCUACCUUUCCUCGUUUUAGACCAACACCUCCAGAAUAAUUCUUUAAGAACUUUGAUAAGGUUGGAUUAGAUUUAGUUACUAAAAUGAUCGCCUUGGAUCCAGCUAAAAGAAUUUAUGUUAAGGAAGCAAUGAAACAUCCUUUCUUUGAUGAUCUAAACAAGGAAGACCUAGCAAAGUAUUUUCCUCCAGGAUAAUAAAAUUUAGCUAUGCAAUAUGGAAAAUGA